Molecule: messenger RNA, 4763 nt
Organism: Paramisgurnus dabryanus
Lineage: Eukaryota; Metazoa; Chordata; Actinopteri; Cypriniformes; Cobitidae
Source: RefSeq, a predicted model, not a curated record
UUCAUUUGUCAGUGUAACUCUCUUGAGUCUUCAGAAAGUUCAGAUGAGGUUUGCUGUAACAACUCCACAACAACAAUAGCGUCUCACAAUUUACAGAUAUGCUGCAUUAGGAAAAAAUAUUAAAAAUGACGUCCACAACACUCUUGUCAUCAAGACUGCUUUCCUUGUUUAAGAAUGGACAAUGGAAAAGAAAGGAUGUUGUUAAAUUGUUUAAAGCCCUCGUGAAAGAAUUUAAUCACACAAAUGAGGAUUUUUACACAUGGAUGAAGAAAAUCCUUUAUAAAGUGGAGAUUCACAAAAUCAGAGCAUCAGAUUUGACUUUAUCAAAUAAUGAUCAGUUUGUGGAUUGUGUUGCUGUAAGAAUUAAUGAAAUAAUCAAAAAUAAUCAAGAGAAAUCACUGGAUGAAAUUAUGAAGGAAAUCUGUGAACAAAAAGUUAUUGAUGAACGUGUUUUGGCUGAAGUGAAAGAUAUUGUUUUAUCUGUGUCCGAAUGUCUGUCAUCUUCCCCAGCACCACACCUACAAGGAAUAAAAGACAUUUUGUUUAAACUCUGCAAAGCUGUGGAAAAAACAACAACAUUUAAACCUCGACUGACUCAGAUGGUGAGCUGGUGCCUUCUUGUUCUUUCUGAGUCCAGUCAGCUUGUUCAGGUUGGAACAGGAGAAGGAAAGUCGUGCAUUGUGGCAAUGUUUGCUGCAUAUCAGGCCAUGAUAGGAAAAACUCCUGACAUAAUCUCCAGUUCUCCUGUACUUGCUGAAAGAGAUGCAAUUGAAUGGUCACCUUUUUAUAAGGAAUUGAGUGUCACUGUUGAUUUCAACACCAAAGACAGUGACCUGAUAAAAUGUUAUGAAUGUCAGGUGGUCUAUGGUACAACUCUUAACUUUGCAAGAGAUUAUCUGACACAGCGCUUACAUAUAGAGGAUGUGAGAUUUAAUAGAGAGUCUCAAUGUGUGAUAGUGGAUGAGGUGGACUCUCUAAUGUUGGACAAAGGUCUUGAGAUGGUUUAUUUGAGCACUGAUGUCCCUCUCAUGGAAUCAUUGAAUGUUAUACUGGCUGAAAUCUGGCAUGAUGUUAACCAUUUAGACACUGAACUUAUUUUAGGUCCUAUUCAGCAGUUGUCUCAGAUUUUGUCAGAAAGUAUUUUUGAAAAUGAUAAUAUUGAUCAACUCAAGGUUGUGCAAGCAGCUGUGAAUGCUGGAAUUCUUCCUACAACAUCCUCCAUACAAAAGCAAAAAGAUUUAAAGAAUGUUCUAAAACAACUAGAUAAUGCAAGUAUUAUCCAAAUGGUGGCAUUUUUGAUGAUGUUUGUAAGAAAUUUCCCUGAGUAUGACUUUAAACUUUACCUCCAAGAGCCUGAUGAAAAGUUACGAAAACUAAAAGAAAUAAGCACUUCAGGUGUAAAUAGGAGAAAAGAAAUAUAUCUUGUUCUUCUAGGAUGUGGACAGUGUCGUCUUGUGUACUUUAAGGAGGAACUUGUAGUUAAAUCAUUGGUGGAAAGGUUUAAAAAUAAAAACCCUACAUUAAUAAAAGAACAAAAUGUAUCUUGUAUCCCUAGCCUUAGAGACCUCAUUGAUGGUAAGCUGCAAACUUGGAUUGAAAAUGCUCUUAAAGCCAAAAAAAUGACUCUUGGGCAAGAAUACGUCCUUCAUAAAGAUGGAGUUGUUCCUGUAGAUUACAGCUGUACUGGUGUCGUGCAGAACAAUAUGAAAUGGGGGGAAGGACUUCAGCAGUUUCUUGAGAUGAAACACCAAACUAAGAUGUCCAACAUGACUAUUAUAACAAAUUUCAUGUCUAAUGUGGGCUUAUUCAAGAAAUACAACAACAUCUAUGGGAUCACAGGAACAUUGGGAGACCCAACAGAGCUUGACAUGCUGAAAGAGAUCUAUUAUGGCAUAAAGACCUGUAAAAUUCCCUUAUUCAGAUAUAGGAAACUUUAUGAGUUGGAAGGCUUGGUAAUACCUGAAGAGAAGGAUUGGAUCAGGAACAUCUGUAAUGUUGUAAAGGAACAAGUGUCCUCCACAGACUAUAGAGGGCCAAGAGCAGCACUGGUUAUCUGUGAAACCAUCAAUCGUGCAGAAAUGUUGUAUAAGGAUCUUGAUGGCACCAUCUAAAAGGGCAAACUAAAACUCUACAUAAACAACAACAUGGAUAACUCAUCUAUAGUAGAUAAAACAGUUCAACCGGGUGAUGUCAUCAUUGCGACUAAUCUAGCAGGUCGAGGCACAGACUUAAAGGUCUGUGAGGAGGUUAAUGAAGCUGGAGGUUUGUUUGUGUUGCAGACCUUCUUGCCCCUGAACGUCCGUGUAGAACAGCAAGCCUUUGGUCGAACUGCACGUCAAGGGAGUCCAGGAUCUGCUCAGCUUAUCGUGUGCCGCAAUAAUUUCUCAGACUUUGUCAAACUAAUGAUGACCUUAAACACAUCUCUGUCCAGCACAUCUCUGGAUUGUCUAAUAAACUUUACAGAAAGUGUUACAGAGAGUCUACUUGAGAGCGCUGUUAAUCCGUACAAACAAAAUCCUAGUUCUCAAAACUACAAGACACUGGUUUCUACCCUAACAGACCUCUUAACCUUUAAAUUUGGAAAAAGUAAUCUGGAUGAGGCAAAAGAAAACAGAAAUCAUUUGGUAAACAUUUCCCUCUCAACAGUUAAGGAUGAUAUGCUGAAGAUAAAAAAAAGGAAGAGCUUUUCUCUGUCUUCCUUGAGAUUUUGGACAACAUUUAUAAGAAUGAUUGUUUUUCUGAGGAGCGUGAUGUCAUUGUGUCCUCUCUUCAUGAAUGCUGGGGUCUGUGGCUCCUGAUGAAUUUCAGUGAUGAAAAAUCCAUUGACAUACUAAAGCAACAAUUGAAGGUGGACUUGGCCCGUGCUAUUGGAAAGCUUUUAAGUAAAGAAUCUCCAUCCUCUAUGGUUUAUUAUUACAUCAGGUCUGGAAACAAACUCCGUCACAAUGGACGCAUUGCAGAAAGCAUUGAGAUGUACACUAAAGCUGUGGAGGAUGGGGAUUAUGGAGAGAUCAUCCCACAGUAUAACCGUGCAUUGGCAAUUAUAACUAAGAAAGACCCUGGCUAUAUUGCUCGAGCACUGACUGACCUGGAGAAAGCUGAAAAGGCCAUUGAUUCAUACAAGCUACAUAUGGCACACAUUCUGAAUUUGGUAAAAUUAUCAAGCCAAGAUUCAAAAGCCGAAUAUGAUACUUUGUUAACCAAACAGUUUAAAGUGAAGGAUGUGGUUCUGGACCUACUGAAGAUCAACAUUCAAGAUGCUGUAAUGAAGCUAAGGAGGGCUGAAAGAUCAGGAAGAGAAGUAAAGCUGACUACAAAACAUGCAGUAUUUCUGAUAGAACACAUCUCUGUCUAUUUUCCAAAUACAACACUUCUGAUAGAAAUGCUUGUAGGUUCUCCAAGUACAACACAUCAGAUAGAAAUGCUUAUCUGUUUUCUAACACUUCAGAAAGAAAUUCCAAUGGAACUUCAUCAUAUCAUCUCAUUGGGUCUUGACACAAUUUUCUCUCUGGACACUUUAUUUUCUUUUAGUGGAUUUUUGUCAAGGUUCUUAAGGUAGACUAUAACUUGUAUGAAGCACUUUACACAAUAACGAAAAAUCUUUAAUUGUUUUAUUAUUUGAGUCUUAAAAUCAUUGAAGUACAUUCUGAAGCUAAAAUGUUUCUGAUACAACUUAAACUCUUUUGUCAGACUUCUCAACCGUUUUUCUUCUCUUCUCUCAAUUAUGAUUUUUUCCUAUACCACAUUUUUAUAUUUGCCUUUCCUUGUUAAGAACCAUACAUUUCUCACUGUUCAUGGAUUCAGAGUACAAGAGUAGUGUUUAGACAGUUUUACUGGCUGGAAUUAGUUAAUAUGUAGAGUGAAGUGCUGUCUAUUGGUUACAUUUAUCAUACAUAGUAUUUUAAAAAUCUCAACUACUUUGCUCUUCAUCUUGUUCAUAUUCUUUAUCACUUAAUAGUUCAUAAGCAAUGUUAAUACUUACAUAAUACUGACUGGUACGAUAUUAUUUACUGUUAAACACAUCUAUGACCGCUGCACACAAUGAUUCUCUGUAUCACUGCACACAGUUGGUCAGGGACUAUUUUUUGUGGAAGGAAGACUUAUGGGGGUGGUUUCCUGAACCGGGAUUAGCUUAAACCAGGACUAGACCUUAGUUUAAUUAUGAUAUAUAACUAGUUUAAACAAACAUGCCUUACUAAAAACAUUACUUGUGUGCAUUUUGAGGCAAAACAAAGGGCACUGAUGUAUUUUAAGAUGUCAGUGCAAGUUGUUUUCAGUUUGGACAGCUCGUACAUUUAUUUUAGUUUAGGACUAGUCUAAUCCCUGUCCACUAACUGACCCUUAAGUGUUUAUUUUACUUAAAGUUGUGUUGGUUUAUAUAUUUUUGCUCUAAUAUUUGUAUUGUGUGGUAAUGUCGUGGUGAACAAAUAAACAGCUGGGUGUAAUAAAGUUAUGUGAAUGACAUGUAAAUGAAACGUAAUGUAAAUGAUUUUUACUGGAGACCUGUCUAUAUAUUUUUUAAUAAAACAUCUAUUAUAUAAAGAUUGACAUAAUGACUAAUAAACUUCAGUUGUUUCCUCUGCACAUGUAUGUGUAGUUGUGGGAUUGUUUGCUUUUCAUUAUAUCUUUGUCAUUUUAUUGUUGUUGUUGUUUUGUUUGUUUGUUUUGAUCAAACCUGUUUAACACAAGAACUGCUACUGGGUAAAAUUGACCCAUAGCUGUUAAAUGUAGGUAACAGAUUUUCAUUAAAGUACCCAAGUGUC